AUUUUAUGGGUUUUGGUGUUGGGUAAUGAAGGGUUCUUCUUGCCCUCUAAUGGAGGGAUUACAAGCUCCUUUGUUAGGAAUGAAGAAAAAAGCAUUGACAUGCCUUUUGAUAGUGAUGUAUUUAAGGUUCCUCAAGGCUACAAUGCCCCUCAACAGGUCCAUAUAACACAAGGAGAUCACGAGGGAAAAGCAGUGAUAGUGUCGUGGGUGACGGCAGAUGAACCCGGUUCAAGCACGGUUAUUUAUUGGCCUGAAGAUGGCACCCAAAAAGACCAAGCCACAGGCCAAAUCACCACUUACAACUACUACAACUACACCUCUGGUUACAUCCAUCAUUGCACCAUCAAAAAUUUAGAGUAUAACACCAAGUAUUAUUACGAGGUCGGGAUCGGACAUACCACAAGGACAUUUUGGUUUGUGACACCUCCGGAGGUCGGCCCUGACGUGCCCUACACUUUUGGAAUCAUCGGGGAUCUUGGUCAAACAUACGAUUCUAAUACAACGCUUACACAUUAUGAAAUGAAUCCGGAGAAAGGUGAGUCAGUGUUGUAUGUUGGUGAUUUGUCUUAUGCCGAUCAUUAUCCGUUCCAUGACAAUCGGAGAUGGGAUAGUUGGGGAAGGUUCGUUGAAAGAAGUGUCGCUUAUCAACCUUGGAUAUGGACCGCCGGAAACCAUGAGCUUGAUUAUGUUCCUUCUCUCGGUGAAAGUAAGCCAUUUAAGCCUUUUCUUCAUCGAUAUCGUGUCCCUUUUGAAGCCUCGGGGAGCACAGAACCCCUUUGGUACUCGAUCAAGAGGGCUUCGGCAUAUAUCAUCGUAUUAUCUUCCUAUUCCGCAUACGGUACGUACACUCCGCAAUAUAUGUGGCUGAUGGAGGAACUACCGAAGGUUAAUAGAAGCGAAACUCCAUGGUUGAUCGUUCUUAUGCAUUCUCCGUGGUACAAUAGCAACACGUACCAUUAUAUGGAAGGCGAGACCAUGCGGGUUAUGUUCGAGUCAUGGUUUGUUCAGUACAAGGUUGACGUUGUGUUUGCUGGUCAUGUUCAUGCUUAUGAGCGCUCGGAACGUAUAUCCAACAUUGCUUAUAACAUUGUGAAUGGGGAAUGCACUCCUGUCCAUGACCAAAAUGCCCCUGUGUACAUUACCAUUGGAGAUGGAGGAAACAUUGAAGGCUUGGCAACCGAAAUGACAGACCCACAACCGAAAUAUUCGGCAUUUAGAGAAGCGAGUUUUGGUCAUGCAACGAUGGCGAUUAAAAACCGAACGCAUGCAUAUUACAGUUGGCACCGCAAUGUCGAUGGGUAUGCCGUUAAGUCGGAUUCCAUGGUGUUUUACAACAGAUAUUGGUACCCGAAGAAUGAUUCUACAAUCCAAACUUAA
Molecule: messenger RNA, 1377 nt
Organism: Cynara cardunculus var. scolymus (artichoke)
Lineage: Eukaryota; Viridiplantae; Streptophyta; Magnoliopsida; Asterales; Asteraceae
Product: purple acid phosphatase 2-like
Exons: 8
Coding region: 100-1377 (425 amino acids)
Molecular function (GO): metal ion binding; acid phosphatase activity
Source: RefSeq, a predicted model, not a curated record